CGGCUGCAGUUUCCGGGAGGUGCCAAUCGGCGGGGCCUGACGUGUUGCUUGUCCGCUCACUGCCUCUUCCCCCCUCUCCGCUCUCUGUGCGGCCCGCGGCUGCUCUUCCCGCUUCGCCGCCAUGAACACAGCACUGUCGCGGGCUAACUCGCUCUUCGCCUUCUCGCUGAGCGUGAUGGCCGUGUUGACGCUCGGCUGUUUCCUCACCACCGCCUUCAAGGAGCGCAGCGUCCCGGUGCACAUCCAGGUCUCCAAAGUCAUACUGAAAAAUGUAGAAGAUUUCACAGGACCCAGAGAAAGAAGUGAUUUGGGACUGAUCACAUUUGACCUGUCUGCAGAUUUGAAGCCGAUCUUUGACUGGAAUGUCAAGCAACUGUUUCUUUAUUUAUCAGCAGAGUACAAAACAAAAAAUAAUGCAUUGAAUCAGGUUGUUCUCUGGGACAAGAUUGUACUUCGUGGAGACCAAACAAAGUUGGAUCUGAAAGAUAUGAAGUCAAAAUAUUUCUUCUUUGAUGAUGGAAAUGGUCUGAAGGGUAAUGAAAACAUCACAUUGACUCUGUCCUGGAAUGUGGUCCCAAAUGCUGGGAUCCUGCCUCUUAUAGUGGGUUCAGGGCACUACUCCGUUGCAUUUCCAGACUCGUAUGAGAUGACAAAAAGCUAUUGAACUUUUGACUCUUUUCUUUGUUAUAGUACCUUUUAUUGUUGUAAUUUGAAGCUCAUAACUCAGAACGUAUUUUUAUAUCCAAAUAUCAUGUCUGCGAGGCUGGGGUGAAAAAAAUCUGAAAACUCCCCGCAAAUGAAAAUAAAAAUGGGUGACUGUUUUGUAUUUUUUUGUAAUGGGCGCAAAAAUUUUGCAUUGUAAUUUUUUUUUGGUUCAGGUUUGAUCCCAUUCAAUGACGUGUUGGAUUGGGGUGUGUCGAGAAAGGCCUAUGUCUGCACACUUCACGUGAAACAGAAAUAAACACAUGGCUGAUCAUGAGUAUGAUACCUAAUUCCUAGGAAAUCUACCCCUCUUUCCCCUUAAAAGUGUGGUUCAUUUUCUCUAUUAAGAGUCGUCUCAUCAUACACAAUACGUAGGUAGGUUUCUGUUUACACCACAACUUCCAUCUAUUUGGUAUUUUUAAAAGUAUUUACUCUUAUAUUAAUACGAGUUGUGUAGCAUGUUAAAUUGUUCACCUUUGCACCAAAUCCGUGCUUGUUACACCAUAGCACUAACUUGUCAUCGCCUGGGUUAAUUGAAGAAGGCACGGAAUUGAUGGGCCAAAGAAUCCGUUUCUGUACUUUGGUGCUCUGACUCUAUGGAAUGUCAGCUUGGGACUGAGAUAUGUUAAUAUAGUAACCUGCAGUGGCCAUAAUCCAAUUGCACAGAGACUUCGUCCAGGUCAGGAUUUGGCAGCAUGGUGACCAGACUUACUUAAGCCCAUCACCCCUACUGAAAAGUAGGCCACCAACAGCAACUCAGCAGAGUACUUUCUCCUGAGCCAAUCUUCCAGGUUAUCCACAGGUGUAGCCAUCUUCUUGGUGUCAGCAAAGAUCCUUCCUCUCCCAGGUAUGAGGUCUUUAGAGCUUCUGUUGGCAUUUCUAUAGCUGUAGGUUUUCAUGGGAAGGGGUUGCUAGCACGAUGCCCAACCCUCCUCCUUUCACAGCUGGGCUUGGGACCAUCCACAGCAGAGUUACGUUGACCUGAGAGGCCCUAAAUAUUGCUCUUAAUUCUCCAGUUUCCAAGACUUGCUACACCCAACAAAGAUAGUUGAUUUUAGGCCUGUCCCAUUAAAUUGACUCUUCCUAUUUUUGGAUCCAAUGAGUAAAGGAUAAUGAUGGGGAAUAGCAAAAGGAGGUAAAGGGGAUUAAACUCAGCAGUUGCUCAAUCCAUUCAUUGUGUAAAUGGGAAAAGGAUAAAAGUUCUCUUGAUUUAAACAUGAAACAAAAGGGGUUACAUAGCGAGCCGUGGCAGUUUAGGUGUUCUCUGGAAAGCAAAGCUAAGUCACUGCUUUCUUUUUCUGCCUCCCUAACCCUAAACAAAAGUUCAUUGGACUCAAUUUGUAUCCUUGAAGGAAAUGAUAGCCUCCUUAUCAAUUAUGCUAUAUAAUAAUCUCCCCUCCAACUUCUAAAGCCUUAAUCAUGACAUUUGUUAUGCUCAUUGCAACUUGUUUACUUGCUACGGUGAGGAUUUUAUUUUCUGUGCACAAAAAAUGAAUCCCAUUCCUCAAAUGAAAACAGGUUUGCUUCAUCUUAGGACUCUUCAUAUUUCUCUUUGCUGUACCUAAAACACACACAAAAGAAAAUUGAAGCAUGAGUAUUUAUAUCAGUUAUUCUGGGGAUGUUCACUGCCAGAGUCCGAGCAUUGCUUGUAUCUUGCAGCACAUCAGCUUUUAUACUGUAUAAUUACUGUGAAUUGCAACAAAAAAUACAACAAUGUACAUAUUCUGUGGAACAGAAUAUAUUAAAUCCUUUUCGUGGUAUAUUUUAAUGGUUGGCAAAACACUGUAUGUGGGAGGGAAUUGAGGUUGGAAACCCAGAAAUCUGAAAGAUUUUUUAAAAAGGCAGUGCUUUACAAAAAAAAAGCUUGUGUUUGAAUAAAAGGUUUUGAUUUUUUUUUGUCCA
Molecule: messenger RNA, 2604 nt
Organism: Hypanus sabinus (Atlantic stingray)
Lineage: Eukaryota; Metazoa; Chordata; Chondrichthyes; Myliobatiformes; Dasyatidae
Gene: spcs3
Product: signal peptidase complex subunit 3
Exons: 5
Coding region: 122-664 (180 amino acids)
Biological process (GO): protein targeting to ER
Cellular component (GO): membrane; signal peptidase complex
Source: RefSeq, a predicted model, not a curated record